This is a messenger RNA of Juglans regia (Persian walnut), 2010 nucleotides long. RefSeq names its product NAC domain-containing protein 91-like. Gene Ontology annotation, biological process: regulation of DNA-templated transcription. NCBI's taxonomy places the organism in Eukaryota, Viridiplantae, Streptophyta, Magnoliopsida, Fagales, Juglandaceae. The record is from RefSeq and is a predicted model, not a curated record. Gene Ontology annotation, molecular function: DNA binding.
CAUGUUUCCAGCCCCCAAACUCCUUCCCUCUCUCUCUCACUCUCUUGCCCAAUACGUUGUCUGUUUUAUCUGCCUUCUUUUUCCCAUAAGUUUGCUUAAUCCACAACCUCAAGUCCAGUGGCUGGAGCCCCAAAUUGAAAUCCUAGAAUCUCUUCUGAUACCGAUUUCCUUUUGUUUUCUUUUUCGGGUUCUACCGAAAAGACCUCGAUCUCAGUUUUGUUUGAUCCUUCUCUGUCUCCUUCUUUGACUGCGUCUCUCCGUGUGUCUUAUGGCUGUCUCGUUGGAUUCGAUGCCACUGGGAUUCAGAUUUAGGCCUACGGACGAGGAGUUAGUGAACUUCUAUUUGAGGUACAAGAUCAAUGGGAAUGACAAAGAUGUUUGGGUUAUUCGUGAGAUUGAUGUUUGCAAGUGCGAGCCCUGGGAUUUGCCUGGUUUAUCGGUGAUAGAGACGAAGGAUCAGGAUUGGUUCUUCUUCUGUCCACAGGACCUGAAGUAUCCAAACGGACGUCGAUUGAACAGGGCAACGGCUGCUGGGUACUGGAAGGCAACCGGUAAGGAUCGGCAAAUUAAGUCAGGAGGGAGCUUGAUUGGAAUGAAGAAGACCCUGGUCUUCCACACAGGGCGUGCUCCUCAUGGAACAAGGACCAAUUGGGUGAUGCAUGAGUACCGCACUACCCUGAAGGAGCUUGAUGGCACUAACCCUGGUCAGAGUGCCUUUGUCCUCUGUCGCUUGUUCAAGAAACAAGAUGAGAGUAUUGAAGCUUCAAAUGGCAAUGAAGCUGAACCAGUUGCUUCAUCUUCUACCACUGCCAAAUGUUCUCUUGAAGAUACACAGUCUGAAGUAGCACGGGAUCCAGCAUCUCCAUCGCUGGGAGGGCAAUCUGAAAACAAUCCUGCAAGUAUUGACUACUGUCCUGAUAAAAAAUCUAUUGGAACGAUAUCCGACACUGUCAUACCUGUCAAUCAUAACAGCAGCAGCUGUGGUGCAGAGAGGAAUGUGCUAGAGUCACCAGUUUCUGAGCUGCUGGAAUGCUUUAAAAAGCUCGAUGAACAACAAAUGGAGCUACUAGAUGGCACGAUUCUCUCCCCAUUACACUCACAGGUGAAAAAUGAGCUAGGAUCUUCCUUCACUGAUUACCCUAACCUCACUAAUCCGGAAAAUAGUCACAGUGGGGUGCAGUUUCAAUAUGGCUCGAAUGAGCCAUAUGACUUUGACCCUGUGUUCCUAGAUCCCUUUCCUAAUGCUCCAUAUGGGUCCCCAUAUCUCGAAGCUGCCAGUCUAUUGGAUCUGGCUAAUGAAGGGCAGAACCCGAUGAACAUGGAACCCGUUCAACCAUCUGUUGAGAACUUUGUGCAGGGCACUGCUCCAAGAAGAUUUCGUAUGCAGUGUAAACUACAAGUGCGGUCUUGUAGUUUAAAACCAGCUACAACGGAGGAGGGAAAAACUUCAGAGAAGCACGUCCUUCCUGAUGAUCCUGGUAAUGAUGCUAAUACCACCAGUACUUUGAGUGAAAAGCAAAGGAUCCUUUCUGAUUCCAUUGACAACAGCAAAACCUCUCAAGAGCCAAGUACCAGUACGAGGAGGGGAAGCUUAAAAUCAAAGGGUAACACUUUGAGACCUCCCGUUGGUCCCUCAAUCUGGCCAUUUGAAAUUAUGUUCAGAGUGGCGAUGGUUGGAGUGUUGUUCAUAAUCUUGCUAGCGUAUGGAAAUGUAUUAAAUUUUGAUGCUACUUGACACCUUUUUGUUAAUAUAGUUGGCUCCAAUAGGAUUUUAUUUUAUUUGUGUAAAUUAUAUUAGGCUUACCAGGUCCAAUUGUCAGGUUCGUCCAUUUUAGAAUCUAUGUAGUUUUGUAACCCCAGCCCCCCCCCAAAAAAAAAAAGUGUUACAUGUUCAAACUUAGUCCAUCUUUGUAUGUAUAUAUCUUCCAUUGCGGAAUUUUGUAUUAUUUGAAAUGAUUUUGAGCUGCAUUGUUGUGCCUAUUCAGAGAACAGUUCGGCUUUCUUGAUCAA